Molecule: messenger RNA, 1798 nt
Organism: Durio zibethinus
Lineage: Eukaryota; Viridiplantae; Streptophyta; Magnoliopsida; Malvales; Malvaceae
Product: vacuolar cation/proton exchanger 3-like
Biological process (GO): intracellular calcium ion homeostasis; calcium ion transmembrane transport
Cellular component (GO): plant-type vacuole membrane
Molecular function (GO): calcium:proton antiporter activity
Source: RefSeq, a predicted model, not a curated record
UGCUUUUGUCACGGUUCUCGAUUUUUUCUUUUAGUAGUGUACAUUGCCUUAUAAGGAAAUAUUUGGGUUUGAGUGUGGCAAGAAAGAUGGCUUCCUUGCAAGAACCAUGGCUAUUGGAGAAAGGAAACUUGAAGGGGUCCAGCAAGGAGAUUCGCCAUGGCAGGACUGCGCACAACAUGUCGUCCUCUUCAUUGCGGAAAAAGUCGGACCUGACGCUUGUUUCCAAGGUUCGAUAUGGGAUGCUUAGGCAGUUCCUGACCAAUCUUCAAGAGGUUAUUCUAGGGACUAAACUUUCGGUUCUCUUCCCUGCUAUUCCACUGGCGGUUGUUGCUGACUGCUAUGGGUUUGGAAGACCCUGCGUUUUUGCAUUGAGUUUACUUGGACUUACACCAUUGGCUGAACGAGUCAGCUUUCUCACGGAGCAAAUCGCUUAUUACACUGGUCCAACAGUGGGAGGGCUGUUGAAUGCAACCUGUGGCAAUGCUACUGAGCUUAUCAUAGCAAUUUUUGCCCUAGGCCAAUACAAAAUAGAUGUGGUCAAGUAUUCCCUUCUGGGUUCUGUCCUAUCAAACCUGCUUUUGGUUCUUGGAACCUCUCUCUUCUGUGGCGGUAUUGCCAACCUGAGAAAGGAACAAAAAUAUGAUAGAAGACAAGCUGAUGUGAACUCUCUCCUUCUGCUGCUUGCAUUAUUGUGCCAUUCGCUGCCAUUGUUGUUUCGACUGACUGGGGCGUCCGCUGCUGUCACAAAUGACCCAACACUGCAGUUGUCGAGAGCCAGCAGCAUUGUAAUGUUGAUUACGUACCUUUCAUACCUGGUCUUCCAACUAUUCACACACCGGCAAUUGUUUGAAGCUCAAGAGGAAUCAGAAGAUGACGAAGAUGGACUACCAGAAGAAGCACCAGUAAUUGGAUUUUGGAGUGGAUUUAUCUGGCUAAUUGGAAUGACUACUGUCAUCUCUCUGCUGUCUGAAUAUGUUGUACAAACAAUUGAGGCUGCCUCGGAUUCUUGGGGAAUUUCUGUUAGCUUCAUCAGCAUUAUUCUGCUACCCAUUGUUGGAAAUGCAGCAGAACAUGCAGGAGCCAUUAUUUUUGCUUUUAAAAACAAGCUGGAUAUUUCUUUAGGUGUUGCAUUAGGAUCUGCAACUCAAAUUUCCAUGUUUGUGGUCCCACUCUGUGUGGUUGUGGCUUGGAUUAUGGGUAUUAACAUGGAUCUUAAUUUCAAUCUCCUUGAAACUGGCUCUCUCGCUCUAUCAAUUAUUGCCGUAGCCUUCACUUUACAAGAUGGCACUUCUCACUACAUGAAAGGACUGGUUCUUCUACUGCUCUACAUUGUUAUUGGAACUUGCUUUUUUGUAUCCAAAACACCUCUAAACCAAGUAAACAUCACAAACUCGGAAACUGAAAUAGCCAUUGACAAAAUCUUCAGAGUUUGAUAAGCUUUAUCCCCUUUGAUGAUGAAACGUUUGAAACUUCAACGGACAUUUCAUGUCAUUCUUUCAUUAUGGUCUGGCCUGCCAGAAAGCUGACAAUUCGCAGUUACUCCACCGCACAGAAGUUGUCAUUUCUUCAAAGUUCAAACUUGAGAUGGGUACCAUAUAUAUAAAUAUAUGCUUUAGAUUGGUACCACAGGACAUUGUUCUGUCUGUGUAUAGAUCUCUUUCGGUGUGUUUUUUGCUUUUCAACUGAGGUAUGUUUCUAAAUUAUGCCAGUAUAAGGGUGGCAAAUGAGCUAGCUGAUGUGGUUGUUUCCCUCUUGUAAUGCAUUUCAUCAAAAUAAAUGAAAUCGUUUGUUGUUUUUA